Molecule: messenger RNA, 567 nt
Organism: Colletotrichum higginsianum IMI 349063
Lineage: Eukaryota; Fungi; Ascomycota; Sordariomycetes; Glomerellales; Glomerellaceae
Exons: 4
Coding region: 1-567 (188 amino acids)
Source: RefSeq, a predicted model, not a curated record
AUGUCUUCCGUCGGUACCGAUCCCGAGGGCCAGGUCAAGUUUCUGGUCAACUGCAUCAAGUACUCCCAGGGCGGAAAGGUUGACUUUCAAGCCGUCGCCACCGACUGCAGCAUCGUCUCCAAGGCUGCUGCUGCCAAGCGAUUCGAGCGCAUCCUCAAGGCCCAUGGCAUGAAGGCCAGCGAGCUCGCCAAGGUUGGUCCCAUGAGUGGCAUGUCCUCUCCCGCUCAAAACACCGCCAGUCCCAAGACUCCGGUGAAGAGCGCCGGCAAGGCUACUCCCAAGUCCAAGGGAAAGCGCGCUGCUGCCGCCUCCCCGACCAAGGACACCAAGCGUGCCAAAAUGGCCAAUCACCCCGCCGUGUCCUCCUAUAACGAUGAGGAUGACGAGGAGGAUGAGGCCCAGUUCAAGGUCAAAGAGGAGACUCAGACCUCUGGCGACGCCUUCACCAACAACGGUUCGUACCAUGAUGACUCCCGAGGCCGCGAUUACGAUGACGACGAGUUGCAACUUCUCUACAUCGUGGAGAAGCCGACCGGUUGCCCCGGCGAUGGGUCUUUCCAGGUUUAA